Messenger RNA from Diprion similis, 1637 nucleotides. Its product is annotated as mitochondrial ribosome-associated GTPase 2. Gene Ontology annotation, molecular function: GTPase activity; rRNA (uridine-N3-)-methyltransferase activity; magnesium ion binding. NCBI's taxonomy places the organism in Eukaryota, Metazoa, Arthropoda, Insecta, Hymenoptera, Diprionidae. Gene Ontology annotation, cellular component: mitochondrion; cytoplasm. The transcript has 6 exons. Gene Ontology annotation, biological process: rRNA base methylation. The record is from RefSeq and is a predicted model, not a curated record. The coding region runs from base 145 to 1491 and encodes 448 amino acids.
CUAUGGUCGAAUAUGACUGUGGCCCCAUAAUAAACAAAAGUAAUUUUUGAUGCACAAAGUACGUUAGACGGACGUAUUAUUCAAUACGAUUACCAAAUGAGAUCUGGUAGCUGAAUACAACCCUAAUCCAGUUAACGACACACCAUGCAGUCUCUAAGAAGGCUAGGAACAUCUUCCGUGCUUCGGACUAUACUCAGAAUACAAGACAUUCUACCGUCUUGUCAGGCAGUGCAUAUACUUGAUCCUUCCAUUGCAUACGAGAUUACAAACAGAUCCUUUCAUAGUCCCAGCUGCCUGUAUAAUGGCCAACCUGCUGUAGCUUUGAGACACAGAAAACCCAAAGCACAGGGGGCCACAAGUCAAUAUUUUAUAGACAUGAAACAGGUCACAGUAAUAGCUGGCAACGGAGGAGAUGGCAAUAUUUCUUUUUUGCGUCUUUGGGCUAAUGAAUUUGCUGGGCCAGAUGGUGGUGAUGGAGGUAGCGGAGGUCACGUUAUUUUUCAAGUAAUUUUCUUAUUUCACAAAGGAUCAAAUUUUUCAAAUACCGAAUUAUCAGUCUGGUCGAUUUAUCUCUUGACACUAGGCAAAUAUAUAUCUUUUCAGGCUUCUACAGAUGUGAACAACUUAAGUCAUGUAAAAACUAUUGUAUCUGCGCCUCAUGGUGAGAAAGGACAGAACAAAGACUGUUUUGGCAAGAACGCUGACAAUUUUGUAAUCAAGGUUCCUAUUGGAACAAUAGUGCGUUCUUUAGAUGGAAAAAUCGUAGCCGAUCUGGGCAACGUUGGAAUGAUGUUUAUAGCAGCUAGAGGUGGUGCAGGAGGGCAUGGGAAUGCUUUCUUUAAAUCUGACAUUGAACAAUCACCAAAGAUUUGUGAAUAUGGAGCUAAGGGGGAAAGCUUUCAGUAUUUACUAGAGUUGAGAAGCAUGGCCAAUAUCGGAUUGAUUGGCUUACCAAAUGCUGGAAAAAGUACACUACUUCGUGCUAUAUCAAGAGCUAGACCAAAAGUUGCGCCUUAUCCGUUUACAACAUUGAAACCCCAUGUCGGAAUGGUGCAGUAUAAUGAUUAUGAACAAGUUGCUGUCGCAGACUUGCCAGGACUCAUAGCAGAUUCGCAUAAAAAUAGAGGAUUGGGUAUAACGUUUUUGAAACACGCUGAGCGAUGUGCAGCUUUAUUGAUUGUUUUGGAUAUGUCAGUGGAAGAGCCUUGGGAAGAUUUAGAACUUUUAAAGUAUGAGCUUCGACAGUUUAGCAAGGAAUUAGCUGAUAGACCAGUGGUUGUCAUAGCCAAUAAAAUGGAUCUACCUGAAGCUCGGGAAAACCUAAACGUGCUUAAAGAAAAGACUAAGCUUCAAAUCGUUCCAAUAUCCGCAAAAAUGGGUCAAAAUCUCUCAACACUAGUAGCAGAGAUGAGGAUGUUAUACAACAAUGAACUAGGGAAAGAUUUUUACGGACAAGAUAAAAAUAAACGAGACGAAGAUGAAAUAGUGUAAAAAAUUUGUAACGUUGGAUGGUGUUUAAUAAACAUUUUAUUGUAAGUUCACAACUCUUUGACAAAUUUCAUCAGAUUGCACUAUCGGUAAUCCUUACUCACCGAUGAAAUGUCUUUUCAACAAUAUAACAUAUAUUUCCAUAAUAC